AUGCAUACUAUUCAAACGGAUUCCAAGUCCUACAGGUCUAGAUCUUACAGAUCUGCAAACGUUCCUUUGAUUUCACUAGAACUGUUUCCACAAGGCUUGAAGCUACCGACCAAAAUCUCAGUAACUCAAAAGGAAUGGUUUCUUGAGCUUUUCCAUGUAGACUACUCCUUACAAAGCUUGAAUAUGUUUAAGCAACUGGUCUCUCGAAGUGGAAAUCCUGCGCCUCUAUCAUUCGACAAUCUAUUCAAGUAUUUAGACUUACUUCGCUGGGUGAGCGCAACGGGGUCCGUAGGUGAUGAAAGAAGAGGUUUUGCCUCUAGAAAGAUUUGGUCAGUUUUCCAAAACCAAUUCCCAAUGCUCUUGCACAAUGAUACAGAUAGUAAGUUUCUGGAAAUGGUGCCAAAUGUGCUUAAAAGAGUUUCCGAAAUCGUAUUACAGUCUUUGAAUAACAACAGCUUGGAAAGUACCAUUGAUUUGACUAUGCACAACUAUAUAACAUACAUCUAUGAGCCAAUUUUCACCAAUGUGGCUGGUAAUUUGGUAUUCUUUGAUGAUUCUGUCGACAUUUUGAAACAAUUAGUGGACUCAUUCCUAAAAAUCGUUGGCUGUUGCCUCUUAAUGAAGCUAGGUCUCCUUCAAUCAAGUGAAACACUAAGGGACACUCAAACAUUGAGAAGACUAGAACAGAUACUUCAGCAGAGGGCAUCAACUUCUCCAACCCAGCUGAACCAGUUGCACCACCUUAGAGAUAUCUUUAUAACACCUGCUCCAUUCUUUUCCACACCCUUGAAUUUACAGAAGUUCAUAUCCCAAACAAGUACUGGAGUUUGGCUCAGGUUGGCAACAUUCUACCUAGAUUUGAUGCAGCUGUUGAUGAAGCUCUUAUGGAAAGUCAAACUCCAUUGCUCGCUCACCGAUGAUCUUCCUUACAUAGUAGCCAGAAGCAGAUUGAAAAUACUUGCCUUUAUGUUAGCAUUGGAAGAUACCGAGUUGAUGGCGUUCUAUUUAAGUAUGAAUUGCUGGAGCCAGUAA
Molecule: messenger RNA, 1032 nt
Organism: Dujonia railenensis
Lineage: Eukaryota; Fungi; Ascomycota; Pichiomycetes; Serinales; Debaryomycetaceae
Source: the annotation of a GenBank genome assembly